CUAAGUAGCCUACUGAGUUAGACCCAAGAUGAGUUCAAUUUUGCGCGGCAUCACUUGGACGGUAUCCUGCGGAGGAGCGUUUGCAGUUUCCGAAAGGUUCCGCAAGUCACAAGUCUGUAUGGAAUUGUGAACCAUGGAAGAGGCCGAGGCGCUUGAUCAGCGUCAGCUCCCCAGGCGAGUUUCCCACGGCUGGAACUCCGAGAUCUAGACCUCACUUUCACAUCUCGAGCCCGUCUACGUGAGACCUCCAUGACAUGGGAUGCGCCCUUGGCACCGCCCACUUCGCCGAGCCCUGCCCACGUCACAUGACGAAACUCCUCCUACCAAUUCUGAUCCUCGGCGCGCGGCGCCGCCUGCCUGCUGACGUCACGGGGCGUGGCCUCGUCCCCCGUAACUGACGUGCGAGUGUCGCUCCGCCCCCUGCGACAGUCAGGUGUUGGGUGUGUUUGCUGUCGUGAGUCUGGACAAUGUCAUCGGGGUGUGAGGGUGGAUGGCCCGGUUACCCCGCUGGUUAUUGCUACCCGCCGCCGCCGCCACCUCAGUGGACGCCGCACCAUCACCACCACCAUCAUCAUCACCAUGCGCCUCACCACCACUUCCACCAUCAUCACGCGCAAGACCUGUGCGCGCCUCAACCCAACCCGGGACCUCCCGGCCCCUUCACCUGCGCCGCCGACGGGAGCGGCACUUUGCCGCCGUGCCCUCCUCACUACUGGGACGGGGACGAGCUCAUAGACGCCUACGGGCGCGUGGUGAGGCGGAAGACGUCCGCCAACAAGAAGGAGCGUCGGCGGACGCAGAGCAUCAACAACGCCUUCGCGGAGCUGCGGGAGUGUAUCCCCAACGUCCCCGCAGACACCAAACUCUCCAAGAUCAAGACGCUGCGCCUGGCCACCUCCUACAUCGCCUACCUCAUGGAGGUCCUCCACAGCGAGGACCCUCAGCAGCAGCAGCAGCAGCAGCAGCCGUCUCAGCCCUUCAGGGUGGAUGCGCAGCCCUCGUCGACUAGCGAAAGGACGCCCGUGCAGGGCCUUGGUCUCACUCACCUGGAGAAGGAUGACAGCGACAUGGACACCGAACCGGCCUCCUCCUCCUCCGUGACAUCGUCGACCUUAAGCGAAAGAGCGGGAAUGGUCGGCCAGAACCCGUGUGCAUCAUCUAAGCCCUCUCCCUGCAGCAUGUCCUCCCCUCCCUCCGCCUCCUCCACCACCGCCGCCGCCACCUCCUCCCCCACCAACGAAGCCAGCCUGACGGCCGACAGGAGAAGAGGAAGGACCGGUUGGCCCGAGACCGUUUGGGCCCAAGAACUCAAGCACUGAAACGCUCGAGAGGCCUCCCGAGGAAAAGGGAGGGAAAAACGCUGCACGGGACGAAGUCUCAAGCAUCGAGGAGGAAUCGUUGACAAAAAUCGAGGCAUUCAUGGAAGUUUCAGUGACUCCAUUGUCCUAUUUCGAAACUAGAACGAUCAUUGUUUGGUUGAAAUGGUACCCCCCCCCCCCCCACACACUUCUUAUUGUGACACAUACGUAUAUACAGCAUAUUGCAAAUUGGGUUUUAUGAUCUCAGGCUUAAGAUUUCCAGUUGUCCUCCAAUUUUCAGUACGCUCGGGAGAGCCGUUAUACACCACACCCUUUGGUUGCUGACUACUUGGGUUCUUAUUCACCUGACAUCAUUUGGAGCUUCUUCGGAGCAGAUGAGAGACUUCAUAGAUCUAAAGAAAUUCUAGAGUUAGGUACAGAAUGUACUUUUGUAUCUUUGCAGCUUAGAUAUCUCUUUCAAUUACGUCAUCAGAAUCGCUGUUCUCGCUAGAAAGAUUUGUCGUAAAAGUAGCUGGAUAAUGAUAAUAAUAAUAAGGAAAAUAGCUAAAGAACUGAACAAUGCUGCCUGCUUCUCUGUCUCCCUGGAAGAGAUUGCAAGGUAUUUCAUCUCUGAUAUGAUGGCAUAUUUCCUUUCUGGAAAUUUAUUACGAGUUUGAAGCUGCUAUUCACUAGACAUCAACGAAUGAUUGCAAUUAACAUUAUUGUCAUUUAAGUGAAGAUUACGUGUAUGAAAAGCGUUUGGAAGGGAAGGUUUAGUGCCAUGCCUACAUUCUGUCAGAAAACUUAGGCCGAACCUUUCUCCUAGAAUUCAGCAACAAAAUCUAUGUAGUAUGUUAUCUGUGCUGUGUCUCGUUCCAGAGAUGUGAAUUGUAUUCUAGAGGAUAUGCAGUCGUGGCUGUUUCUUCUUAUUUUGAUGAAUGCUAUUAACCAGUAACUAUGAUAUAGAUAGUAGCGAUAAAAACAAUGUCGCAUUGCAUUGGUAUAAAAAAUUAAUGUAUGGAAUAUUUUUCCAGUGUGGACCGUAAGAUUAAUAAAUGCCAAUUUCGAAUAAGAAGUAAACAACACCGGUAUACGAGAGACUAAAGGCCUCACAUAUAUAUAUUUUAUAUUUCAAAACUGAGGGGGUUAGCACCAAAGUUAACUUCUCUUAGCACAAGAAAAAGGGACAAUGCUACUGUACUGAUUUCAUACUUGUAAAUAUGAUAUGGUAUGGAUUUUUACUCGUGUAUUUUUGGACGGAAUAAGAUUUUCAUUAGUUAUGUCGAUCGAUUAAAAAAUCACACGACGCUACAAAAACAUAAAUCAAAUCCAAUAGCUCCAAUCUACGAUGUUCUUUUUCAUGCAUUCACAGCAAUAGAACUACAUUAUGAAGGUCACUUUUCAUACAUGAAGCAGUGAAGCAUAACGCAGAGUUUUAACAUUUUUCCCAUAAAUACAUAACAAAUAAAUUCAUCCACGAUCAAUUUUCAAGAAGAUUCUAUCUAUGGUAUAUUGCUUUAUUGGUCUAAUUUUACUUGAUAUGUGGGAUUCGUGUUUUGUUGGUAAAAUUUGUGGUUGUUGAGAGAGUUACAUUUUCUUUAAAAUUUUGUCUAGAGUAAAUAUGAUUUUCGUAGCAGAAGGUCAUUAUAGUUUUCCCAGAGAGAAAAUGCGUUAGAUCAAAGCAUAGAUAAUUCAUGAUAGAUUUGGUUCUCGUGUGGACCAUUGGAAAGGAAGCAUCAUAAGACUAAAUUGGUUCCUAUGCGAUAUUGAGAGUUCCUCAUUUUGAAAAUGAGCAUCAAAUUCACUUAGCCAAGUUCCUCUUAUAUUUUAGUCUCGGUUGGUUGGUCUUUCACAGGUUGACCCUCAGUGUAUCAGUACCUUUCAUCAAGCAAAGGACGUGAAACUUUGUAGGCUUAUUUUUCAAACGUAUUGCUGAUGGUAAAUGCUUGCCUGGUUAAAUUGCGUUAUUUUUCCUUAAUCAAAACACCGGUGGGAGAAUGCCCACAAGAAAAAUUGUUCGCAUCGUCGGAAAGCAUAGCCUUAGAAUGCGGACGACCCGUCAAAAGAAUAAGUUGCAGAGCAAGUGCGGAAAUACUACACCUCUCUUUGCUUAGCUUUCCGUCGUGACUAUACAUCGCAGCAGAGCUGCGCGAUGGAGUGCCUCCUCUGCUUCGGAUCUUGGCGUAGCAUCUAUAGUUCCUGAGAAAAGGGCGACAUUGGUGCCAAAUAUUUCGGUGAAGUGUUGUGAUCUUAGCGUAAUCAUUAUAUUAUAGAUGUUAUUAUAUUGUUUUCAUCCGCUUUACAUAGAAUGACGUCUGUACCUAGACUGAGGAUUUUCGCCGAUAAAAUCUACCCUUUGUGAUAAGUUUCAAGCGUUCAGCAGCCAACUCUUUCGAAAGUCAUUUUUACAAGAGCCUGUCAUUCCAUGUAGGGCGGAUCGUUCCAUAUUAGAUGUCGAUCAAGGGAUUUUGGUUCUUCUUGUCUACGCAGCUUUAUAUAUCACAAUCAUUUAUUAUAUGACAAUUUCUAAGCUUUAUUGGGUGCAGAAACACUGGCAAAUGAUUUACGAGAGAGAGAGAGAGAGAGAGAGAGAGAGAGAGAGAGAGAGAGAGAGAGAGAGAGAGAGAGAGAGAGAGAGAGAGAGAUUGUGUGUGUGAGAGUCGAAAUGCACCGUCUAAUUUUAUUUCGUGAUUUUUCAAAAAUCAUUUCAGUAACUGUUAUUUAGAUUAUAUCUGCACUUGACUUUCCUUUUUCCUAUAGAGUGCGAAUUUGAUCCGGUCUGGACGGUGCUUACCAUUAGUUGCCUGUGGUAUUUAUAUGAAAAGGCUUCGGCAAAACUCGUCCAGUCAAGACUUGUGGUUUAGACUUAUCGAACCUUAGGCCUACUCUUUGUGGAAUUGUCAAAUUGGUUCUUAGCCACGAGCCGUGUUUUAUAGAACGUCGAUACUCAACCAAAUUAGAAAUCACAAGACGAAAUUUGAGUUAUUAUAUCAGUAUAAGGCGCAACAGCGAGGUAUAUAAAACGCAGAUGGGUAUUAAUGAGAAUGAAAAGUAAACGCCUUUCAUUUAUAGGAAUGGCUUAUGCUAGUUAUGGAUUGCAGAACUGAUAAAAAAAAAAGCGACCAGGGACAGCAUGAUUCACUUCUUUGUGCGAGUUAAUAGUCCCAUUAUCCUUUAGAAAUCUUCAGUAGUAUUUCACUACCAUCAUAAGGAUGUAUUUAGCUGCUUUCAUUAUUCUAUACGGUUUUUUUUUCAAUAGACAAACGUAAUCAUUUUUCAUUAACGCGAACAUUUGUAACGUCUCUUCAUUUUUUCACUUAAGGAAAAUUAUUUAUUUAUUUAUUUUAUUUUAUUUAUUUAUUUUUUUCUAUACGUAAUGUCGGACUCAAAUCUCGAUUUGCUCAGUCGCGUAUCGUCGUAAAAGAGCUUAAACUAUUACAGUUUUAGAAUGUGUUCAGCGUUCUUAUGUUGCUCUGGUGUUUAUUCGAAAUACCGGUCAGAAUCUUCCGGCCGGACUUGAUUCAUGUGAACGCUACUGCAAUUUUCUUUUGCAUGCGCCUUUUCCCCCAGCUAGCUUUUGCUAGCGCACGAGGAAAGCGCGACGAAUCGUGUGAUUACAUCAUUGCUUUGAUAUAGCCACCACAAAGGCCUGAAACAUCGAGGCGGAGGCGUUUUCUAUAAAACGUUUCGAGAAGAUUUGAGGGAGGGAGGCCGGUUGCGUCCUCUAAUGGCGCCGUUUUACCAAGUGACCCAGAAAAGCGCGCAACCGUUCUUGUAUUCAUGUCACGGGAGUAGAGUUGGAAGAAAUGUUUUCUACUUAGUAUACGGUCUGAAUGGUAUUACUCCUAGGACAAUGAUAUUUGUACAUGUUCUUGUAAGUACAAAAACAAACAAACAAAUACACAACAAACGUACGCGCCUGCUCGUACGCACACAACACACAUGGGAUUUAAUCUUGGUUGUAUCCACUUGUAAUAAGACAGGUUGUGAAAACAGAGCUGUUAUAAUGAUAUAGUGAGUUUAGUCAUGUAAGACUUCUUUGUGAUACGAAUGUUAUUAUAUUAUUAUUAUUAUUAUUAUUAUUAUUAUUAUUAUUAUUAUUAUUCAUGGACUGAAAGCAAAUAAACGGACGUUCGUCAUCGCCUUAGACUGAUCAAGUACUGCAGCCAGCAUCCGGAGUCUUUCUUUACUUUGCGCUAUCCACACUAUUAUCAUCAA
Molecule: messenger RNA, 5516 nt
Organism: Macrobrachium nipponense
Lineage: Eukaryota; Metazoa; Arthropoda; Malacostraca; Decapoda; Palaemonidae
Product: heart- and neural crest derivatives-expressed protein 1-like
Exons: 2
Coding region: 468-1319 (283 amino acids)
Biological process (GO): developmental process; regulation of transcription by RNA polymerase II
Molecular function (GO): RNA polymerase II transcription regulatory region sequence-specific DNA binding; protein dimerization activity; DNA-binding transcription factor activity, RNA polymerase II-specific
Source: RefSeq, a predicted model, not a curated record